Molecule: messenger RNA, 369 nt
Organism: Cetraspora pellucida
Lineage: Eukaryota; Fungi; Glomeromycota; Glomeromycetes; Diversisporales; Gigasporaceae
Source: the annotation of a GenBank genome assembly
AUGUCAGGAAUAAAUCCAUCCAUCGACCGCAUAUCUAAGACCAGAUCUGGAAAUACAGAUGCUGUUGGUACACCAACUGCUACCAACAAAUAUGAUAACACACGUCAUUUAAAAUAUGGCCAAACGGAAAAUCAAAAGAAAGCGAACGUCUCAGAGUCUAAAAAUCAUGAAAAGGAGGAAGAAGAAAGUAUUUUGAAUCUUGAACCUGAUCGUAGUUACGCUUCGUGUUCAGAUUCUGCACCAACAUUGCACCAUACGUUUUAUGAAGAGUUUUUGGGUGGAGUUACUGGUGAUGAUAUGAUUGAACGUGAAGAAAAAAAGGAAAAAGAGAGAAAAAGGAAAGAACAAGAAAGGAAAAAAACUAUUUGA